CAGAGCGUCACAGGUCCGACACUCGGCACCACCAUCCCCCCGCAUGCUCAGCACUGCUGCGCAAUAGAAAACAUGGCGGACAGAUGCUGAGCCCUUACAAGAAAACACGCAGAAAGACAACAAAUCUUAGCAUCAAGUGGACUGUGUUGUUAAGGGUUGAAUCAGUUUUGUUUGAGCAUGAGGAAACCAGGACAGCAAAAAGUUAUUGAGUGGAAGGAUGGGCGACGAAUGAAGCAUGCUCGUAGCGGUCGACCAUCCCGGGUCCCUUCCCAGUACCAAGGGCACUUCAGCUGGGAGAAGUACCUGAAGGAGACGGGUGCGACGGCUGCACCUGCAUACUGCUUCAGACAGAGCACAACUCCUCCAGUGAAUGAGUUCAAGGCAGGCAUGAAGCUGGAGGCGCAGGACCCUCGAAACACCACAUCCACGUGCAUUGCCACAGUGGUUGGUUUGACAGGCUCUCGACUGCGCCUGCGCCUUGAUGGCAGCGACAACAAGAAUGACUUCUGGCGCCUGGUGGAUUCUUCUGAGAUCCAACCCAUUGGGAACUGCGAAAAGAAUGGUGGAAUGCUACAGCCACCACUGGGAUUCCGUCUUAAUGCCUCCUCUUGGCCUAUGUUCCUGCUGAAAACACUGAAUGGGGCAGAAAUGGCACCAGCACGAAUCUUCCACAAGCAGGAACCCCCAGUCCCAGAGCAGAACUUCUUCCAGGUGGGAAUGAAACUGGAGGCUGUGGACCGCAAGAACCCACAUUUCAUCUGCCCAGCCACUGUGGGAGCUCUGCGGGGCGUAGAGGUGCUGGUCACAUUUGAUGGCUGGCGGGGUGCCUUUGACUAUUACUGCCGUUAUGACUCACGGGACAUAUUCCCCGUGGGCUGGUGUGCCCUCACUGGGGAUAACCUACAACCUCCGGGAACCAAAGUUGUGCUGCCCAGGAGCCUGGGCACACUUCCCGAUGGAAACGUGGAAGGCUCCGCCAUGCAUCCCGUGACAGCAAAGCCCCAGGGACAGAGAGGCCGGAAGCCAGGCCGAAGAAAAACAAAGCUGCCCUCACCAUGGACCCCUAAGGGGGCCUGUGACGGGCUUUCGGGUGGGCAGAAUGCCAAGGAGGUGGAGCCUAUCAGGAUUCCCAAAAAGAGAGGCCCCAAGCCAGGCAACAAGCUGGGGUGGGCAAAGAGGACCGCCUGGCUUGAAGGGCAGAUAUCAGGGCCAGGACGCCCCAUCACAAGGCCCCGGGGGAGGCUCCCUGCUAGCUGGACCCAGAGGGCUGCUUUGCAAGCCGCUCAGGGAGAUCCCCUUAAAAUUCCCAAGAAGAGAGGCCCAAAACCUGGCAGCAAGAGAAAGCCCCGCGUUUUACCCAACCCUGUGCCCACGUCCCCUACUAGCAGCACUCCAGAGCCGGAUACCAGCAGCGUUCCCCUGGACAAUGCCACCAUCCCCAGUGCUGCUCUGCAGGCGCCUACAGUGUGUGUGUAUCUGAAUAAGUUUGGCAAGACGGGCCCUCACCUGGACCCACGGCGGGUACAGCAGCUGCCAGACCACUUUGGCCCGGGCAGGGCCUCCUCAGUACUGCAGCAGUGUGUGCAGGCCUGCGUGGACUGUGCCUACAACCAGGGUGCUGUCUUUGUUUGCCUCAAACCUGGCCAUGGGGGCGAGGUCAUCUCAGCAUACUUUGACCAGCAGCACCACACACUCACCCUACCCACAGUCAACAGCGUCACCUAUGUACUCCGCUUCUUGGAGAAGCUCUGCCACAACCUCCACAGUGACAACCUGUUUGGCAGCCAGCCCGUCCCCCUCGGGGCUUUGCACUAUGACAGCCAUAGCUACAAUGACAGGAGGAACUUUGGGGAAGGGCUCCUGUUCGGACCAGGACGGGGCGCCAAGCGUUACUUCCAGCACUCAUACAACAGCCCCGUCUCCAACAAGCUGGCCAAAAGCCUACGUAAUUCUUCUGAAGCUGAGACUUUCAUCCUAGAGAAUGGGAGUGGUGCAGAGCACCUAGAAUCGUCUGUGAUGGCCCCAGGGACACCAAGUCGCUCCUUGGCUCUACACUCUUUGUCUCAGAGCGGUAGCCCCCCAAGCAAACUGCUGCGUCUGAGCUCUGCAGGCUCCGAGCGCUUCCUGGCCAACCGAGACAGCCCCCGUCCCAGUGGGCAGGACCCCAGUAUGUGGACAGUGGAGGACGUCAUGCAGUUCAUCCGUGACAUUGACCCCCAGCUGGGCCCACAUGCCGACCUCUUCCGGAAACACGAAAUCGAUGGGAAGGCGCUCCUACUGCUGCGCAGCGACAUGAUGAUGAAGUACAUGGGGCUAAAGCUUGGCCCUGCCCUCAAACUGGCCUUCCACAUUGACAGACUGAAACAGGGGCGGCCGUGAUGGACAGUCACGAUUAGCCCCUUGCUGACCCCCUACCAGGAAACUCCUCCACAAGGUAUACGGCACACACUGGUUCGAGAAACUGGUGCUAGGCUUUGGGGUUCAAGGUCAGACUGGCAUUUCUGGCUCUUCAGUUCUCUCCCAGGCCAAUGCCUCACUUUCUGCUUUGUCCCAGGGAACAGAGAAGUGUGACCUUUCCAUGUUACAGCUCCAGCCAUCUGGAUGGUCUGACAGCGUGGCUGAAUUAUUUAUCUCUGUGUUUCAGAUCCCUGGUUGUUUUUUCCCACCUUAUUUUAUAGUACACUUUCCUACCACCUCUUUGCCCAGGACUCUGUUGUCAAGUCCCUCUAUCCGUAUCAACUGUGGUGGCCAUUUUAGGCCUGCAUUUUUAUGAAAUUGUUUUGUUUUUUAUCUUAUAUAUAAAUAUAUAUUUAAAUUUUUUAAUACCCUAGAAAAGGUGGACCCUUUUUUUAUCCUCAGCUGAGGCUGUUGUUUCAGACUGUUACCCUUCAGUGAUAUCCUGAGAUACACACUAACUCCUGUCCUGCCUGUUUGGGAUUGGUUCGGUGACAGCAAUUCCUUUCCAGGGCAUUUUUUUUUCCAUAUGUCAAACUUUAUAUGGCUUGAAGACAUACUGGAUUAAAUACACUAUCAGAAUGUACUGCCAAGGCAAACAUUUUGUUUU
Molecule: messenger RNA, 3064 nt
Organism: Scleropages formosus (Asian bonytongue)
Lineage: Eukaryota; Metazoa; Chordata; Actinopteri; Osteoglossiformes; Osteoglossidae
Product: polycomb protein SCMH1
Exons: 16
Coding region: 178-2379 (733 amino acids)
Biological process (GO): negative regulation of DNA-templated transcription
Cellular component (GO): nucleus
Molecular function (GO): histone binding; chromatin binding
Source: RefSeq, a predicted model, not a curated record